This is a messenger RNA of Owenia fusiformis, 2098 nucleotides long. Lineage: Eukaryota; Metazoa; Annelida; Polychaeta; Sabellida; Oweniidae. The record is from the annotation of a GenBank genome assembly.
GGCCAGAUAAUACCAAUCUCCAGGAAAUCAGAGGAUGGGCAGAAAAUAAUAGAUAUUGUGACGAGAACUUUCUGGAAUUGCGGAAUAGAAUGUGAAUUCUUGAAGAUUGACCGAAUUACCAAUGAAACCCUACAGCAUGAAUUCCGACAAAUCAAAGAUCGCUUGACUAAAUCUGGCUUGAAAUACACAGAGCUCCGGGAAACAUUUGCGUUUACAUACAGAGGUAACCGUAGCAUGUUAAAGGCAAUUUGUGAUACUGGCCUGAGGGUGGAGGAUAACCCACGGAGGAGCAUACUUGGGGAUGCAACUAAGGGGGUGCAUUUAUGGAUGAGUGCUGAUCUAUGCCUGGCUAAGAUCAGUGCUCCUUUAUGCAAGAUCAUCAUGUACAAGAUCAUAAAAGGCAGAAUAAAGCAAGUAGCUCCUAACUUUGAUACAUCUGGGCCAGACAGUGCCCUCCAGCCCCCGACUCCAGGCUUCAACUGUCAUUCAUCAGCCAAUAUUCCAAUGACAGACACCUCUCUGGACAGACUCAUGACCAAUUCUCAGCUGUAUCUAUAUGACAUGGAUGGCCAUGGUAAAUGCUCUAAGAGACCAAGACAAGUUCUACCAUAUGCAGUAUUAUCGUUCAAGGUAAAUGUUCUCAAAGUGAGAGAGAUUUUCCCAACCUUGGAACCCCUAGUCAUGGAACACAAAGAGGAGGAAAAGCCCGUUAACCUCACAGAUUUGAUGAAAACAGCACAUUCAGUGUACAAUGGGUACAUCUUCAAUAAAGGCAACCACCUGGCCCAUGUUACUAUGCUAUGUGGCUCUAAACUCUUUUUCCCUCUUGAGAAGAAACUUGCUGUUGACAGUAAAACUCCAUUGGAACAAUUCAAACUGUUGCUAGGAGACAAAGCGAAACAACUCAAGUUGCUAUGGAAACAAGAUGGCUCAAAGAAAGAUGCUCAACUGGUGUUUCUCAGGGCUGAUGAAGACAAGUACAAGAAAAGAAUAAAACAAUUUGCCACCCUCCUGGAUCAAAGCAAAUCUGUGGGGGUAGCCAAAGUCCACAGAGAGGAAUUUUUGCUGUGUUUGCUGUCUGGUAAAACCCUACAAGAGGAAUUCGGUGUGGAAAACAACCAUCAUACUUCCCUGUUUGGUGUCUUUAACUGGGUCAGAGAGGCUCCACAGAAAGAGGAUCCAGAGAAGCUUAAAGUUCCAAGCUUAGAACGUCAACGAUCAUCUGAUUCAAAAUCCUCUGAGAAAUCUAGUGGGUCCAGUCAGCAUGGUUCCCAUGGUAUAUCGUCGAGAGAAACCAGUCUCUCGCCCACCAAAUCCUCUGUAGCAAAUUCAAAAUCCACCUCAAGAGGCAAAGAUGUGGCAGAUCUACAGGAUUUCUGUGAUGAAGCUGAAAAACCUUGGAAAAUCGGUGAAGAUCUACAUCCUCAGGUAGAUGAUACCAAGACCUCAGCCAAUGAUACACUUUAUGAAACCCCAUAUGAAGUUAUUCUUGCUCAAAGAAAAAACCCUCAAAUACAAAAUGUAAACCCCACACCUAUCAAUGUGAGGCCUGGCAUUCCAGAUGAUGCUAGAAGUAAAGUACCAAACAGUGCAAUAGAAACAGAUAAGCUCAAAGUCGCGAAGAUCGACAAUCAAAAACUAUGCAAUAUACAUAUUCAGUCUUCAAAAGGGACAACUUUAUUCAAAGAGUCUCAAAAUGAAGCUAGAAAGGAAUCUCAAAGUGAAACUAAGUCAGACAAAGAAAUUUCCAAUCAACAUAAAAAAGUAAAACAUCGUAGUAGAUCACAGUCUAAGAUAACAUCAUCUCCAAAAAAGGAAACUAAAAUUGGAAUUUCCUUGAUUGAAUCUCCCAAACAGGACAAUGAGAAAUUGAAACUUAAACUUCAACAGUUGAAAACAAUCUUCACCCCACCAAGGAAGAAAGAAUUAGAACAUGAUUUAGAUUGUCUUAAGGCUCAUUCCAGUACAACUCUUAAAGACAAUGCCAAGGUAACGGGAAAUGCAAUUAAACCUGAAUUUAUAGUGACCCAGGUGUGCUCAAGUGAAUCUCAAGAAAUAGUAUGCAAUAGUAAAGCAGCUACUGAUAUAGAUAUGCAAC